This is a messenger RNA of Ascochyta rabiei, 1620 nucleotides long. RefSeq lists its product as uncharacterized. The record is from RefSeq and is a predicted model, not a curated record. Gene Ontology annotation, molecular function: transmembrane transporter activity. Bases 1 to 1620 code for a protein of 539 amino acids. Gene Ontology annotation, biological process: transmembrane transport. The transcript is spliced from 4 exons. Gene Ontology annotation, cellular component: membrane. NCBI's taxonomy places the organism in Eukaryota, Fungi, Ascomycota, Dothideomycetes, Pleosporales, Didymellaceae.
AUGGACGACGGGUUCAAGCGGCCUGAUGACGUUGUUGCGAAAGAGAAGGAAGUUGAAGAUGUUGAGAGGGCAAUAGCUGGGCAGAGUGAAAACUCUGAGAAGGAUGAAGUGACAAGGGUGUCGACAUCGGCUUCGGAGCCUGAGCUACCGUUUUCAAAGGCGAGGACUGUGGCUCUGGUAGCUACUGUUGCUGCUGCGCCGUUUCUCAGCACGAUGGCUGUCCAAGCCUCCGUUAUCAUCUUGCCCACCAUUGGUGAAGCUCUUGACAUACCGACGAGCAGACAGCAGUGGAUCGUUUCAGCAUACAACCUCACAUUUGGUUGCUUCUUGUUGCUGUGGGGAAGACUGGCAGAUGUGUAUGGACGGCGCCUCAUCUUUCUCUGGGGCUCAGUUUUCUUCACCAUAACAUCCAUCAUACCUCCCUUUAUAACGAACGAAAUCGGCUUCGACAUUAUGAGAGGCGUGCAGGGAUUGGCUGCUGCUGCCAUGGCUCCUACGGCCCUCGGUAUUUUGGGUGUGACUUUCCCGCCAGGUCGCAUGAAGGACAUUGCCUUUGGUUGCUUUGGCGCCGGAGCUCCUUUAGGUGGCAUCUUUGGCAAUAUCUUUGGAGGUGUCGUCGCUGAAUACCUCAACUGGAAGUGGGUUUUCUGGAUAUUUGGCAUGGUAUCCGCCAUAUCCACCGUCGCAAGCUUCUUCGUCAUCCCGCUGCCGCCUACCCAGCCAGAGCCGGUGAUGCGCAACACUGUGGACUGGAUCGGCGGUACUCUCAUCACGGUCGGACUGAUCAUUCUCCUCUUCGCGCUCUCCGAAGGCAACGUCGUAGGCUGGAGCACGCCCUGGGUGCCUGUUCUGAUCAUCGUCUCCCUGCUCAUUGUCAUCGGCUUCGGCUUCUGGCAACACCACCUCGAGACGAAGACGCACAAACGACCGCUCAUGAAAAUGUCCAUCUUCAAGAACCGCAAGUUCACAUGGGCAAACGUGCUCAUGGGCCUCUUCUUCUCCUCCUUUAACAACUACCUCAUCUUCGCAACAUAUUGGUUUCAGGACUUCCAGGGCCUGUCCGUUAUCCAGACCACGCUGCGCUUCAUCCCCAACGGGGUGACCGGUAUCAUAGUCGCGACAGCAACAGGCUUCAUCCUAUCCCACGUGCGCGGCGACUACAUACUCAUUUUCAGCACCUUUGCAGUCAGCAUGUCGUCGCUCUUCUUCGCCAUCCCCAUCCCAGAGAACACGACCUACUGGGCCUACGGCUUCCCCGCCAUGGUCUUCUGCGUGUGCGGCGCCGACACCAUUUUCCCCGUCCUGACUCUCUUCGUCGCCAAGACGCUGCCGCCCGAGGAUGCCAGUCUGGGCGGCGCACUCAUCACCGCCGUCGGGCAGAUUGGCCGCGCCAUUGGACUCGCGCUCGCCACAGCGGUGCAGACGGCCAUCGUCGCCAAGGAACUGAGCGUCAGCGUUGAACAAGUCGGCGAGGAGGGCCAUGGCCUCGCGCCAUGGGAUCCAGCGCUCAAGAUGGGCAUCCGAGGGACAGCGUGGUUCAAUUUCGGGAUGAGCAUCCUCUCGCUAGUCAUCGUGCUAGUAUUCAUCCGCGGCAUUGGAAUUGUGGGCGGGAAAAAGUAA